Messenger RNA from Carassius gibelio (silver crucian carp), 2864 nucleotides. RefSeq names its product NLR family CARD domain-containing protein 3. NCBI's taxonomy places the organism in Eukaryota, Metazoa, Chordata, Actinopteri, Cypriniformes, Cyprinidae. The transcript is spliced from 8 exons. The coding region runs from base 402 to 2864 and encodes 820 amino acids. The record is from RefSeq and is a predicted model, not a curated record.
UAUAUGAAACGGUAAUAUUAAGCUACAUGUUGAGCGUCGUCUCUGCACUGGUGGUUACUUUGUAAAGUCCAGAGUCUGUUGGUCUGUGGUCAUGAAAUGCUAAUUCAGCUUUAAAAAAUCAAACGGAAUGGUCAGUCAAAAUAUUUAAACUGGAUUUUAUUUGUCAUGUGACAAACAACAAUGAUGGAGGUGUGUUAACAGCGAUCACAAAUCGAAAGUGUUUCAAAGACUUCCUGCUUUACACGACCGUCUGAACUACUGCAAGACCUGCCCACAACAGGGGAACUAUAAUGAAUAUUCAUGGAUGCUCCACCAACUGAAUAUUGCACAACACCAGGGUGUGUGAAUUCAGACAGGUCAUGAUGAGCAUCUGAUAGUUUUCAAGUCUGUGUAGCUGCAGUAUGUCAGUGGAGCGAGGAAAGGUUCCUCCGUCUGAGAUGUGUCUCUCGGAGAAACAGAGUGUAAGAUCAGGCUCACAUGUGUCCAGCUCUGUGUCUGUGAAGAGUGACCGAUCAAAGGGAUGUGAGCAACCGGAGUUCAGUGAUAAAAAAUCAUCAUCUUCCAAAAGUUUAAGAUCAGGUUCACAUGUGCCCAGCUCUGUGUCUGUGAAGAGUGACCGAUCAAAAGGAUGUGAACAACCGGAAUUCAGUGAUAAAAAAUCAUCUACCAAAAGACUUCAGGAUGAGUCAUUAGAUUCAGAUGUCCAGAGUCAAGGAACAAGAAAUCUCCUAUGGAUCUUCAAGGAUCUUGAAAGAAAAAUAAUCACAUUUCUGAAGAAUGAACUGGAAAAGUUUAAGAAAAUAUUACAAAAGGAAGACAUACAAUACUUUGUGAAGGAUUUUAAUGAGAACAGAUGCAGUAUCAAAGAAGCAGCUCUUGAUCUCACACUCUACUUCCUGAGAGUGAUGAAGCAAGAUGAAGCUGCUAAUACUCUAGAAGAUGAGCUGAUCUUUGUUCAUCAGCUAAAAUGUAGCCUAAAGAAAAAGUAUCAGUGUGUUUUUGAAGGAAUUGCAAAGCAAGGUGACUCAACACUUCUGAAUAACAUCUACACAGAUCUCUAUAUCACUCAGGGUUGUAGUGAACAGAUCAAUACUGAACACGAAGUAAGACAGAUUGAAGUUACUUCCAGACAAUCCGAAUCACAAGAGAUACCAGUUGAGUGCACAAACAUGUUUAAAGCACCUGAACAAGACAAGCAGAUCAGAACUGUACUGACAAAAGGAGUUGCAGGCAUCGGGAAAUCAGUCUCUGUGCAAAAGUUUGUUUUAGAUUGGGCUGAAGAAAAAAAGAAUCAGGAUAUCAGCUUCAUAUUUCCUCUUCCUUUCCGGGAGAUGAACUUAAAGGAAAAAGAAAAACAAAGUUUGUUGGACCUUAUAACUGAGUUUUUCCCGGAGACAAAAGGACUGAACCUUGCAAGAAGGAACCAAAAAGUCCUGUUCAUUCUUGAUGGAUUGGAUGAAUUUCGUCUUCCUCUGAAGUUUGAUGUUAAUGAGAAGUGGUCUGAUGUAUCAUCACCAGCAUCUCUGGAUGUUCUCUUGACAAACCUCAUUAAGGGAAAUCUGCUUCCUUCUGCUCUCAUCUGGAUCACCACCAGACCAGCAGCUGCCAGUAAGAUUCCUCCUGACUGUGUAGAUCGGCUGACAGAGGUACGAGGGUUCAAUGAUGAACAGAAGGAGGAGUAUUUCAAAAAACGAUUUGAAGAUCAGAAUCAGGCCAAAGAAAUCAUUGAUCAUGUUAAAAAAUCAAAGAGUCUCUUUAUCAUGUGUCACAUUCCAGUUGUCUGCUGGAUUUCAGCCACUGUUCUCCAAAACAUUUUAAAGGAAAAAAAAAAUAAUGAUCUACAAAACAGUCAGGCUGAUGACGCCUCCAAAACACUUCAGGAAUCGAAUACUGAAGACACUCCUAAGACUCUGACACAGAUGUACACACACUUUCUCCGCUUUCAGAUCCUGCAGAGCAGACGAAAGUAUGAUGGAGAAUAUACACUAGAUGUUUCAUGGGAUAAAGAUGCCAUCCUUUCACUGGGAAAACUGGCAUUUCAUCAGCUGGAAAGAAACAACCUGAUCUUCUAUGACACCGACCUGGAAGCCUGUGGUAUUGACAUCUAUAAGGCAUCAGUGUAUUCAGGCAUGUGUACCCAGAUAUUUAAGGAGGAAACUGGGAUCAUUCUUGGUACCAUGUACUGCUUUGUUCACUUGAGCAUUCAAGAGUUUAUUGCAGCCCUUUAUGCACAUAUGUUUCUAGACAUCAACAUGAAAAGUGUGUUUGUUCAUGACCCAACUAUGACUGAUUUUCUCAAGACAGCUAUGGGCGAUGCACUUAAGAGUACCAAUGGACAUCUGGACCCUUUCCUUCACUUCCUUUUUGUUCUGUUACUCCAGCCCAAAUCCAAAAAAAACAUGACUGAUUUGCUCAAAACUGCAGUGGAUAAGGCACUUGAGAGCGACAAUGGACACCUGGACCUUUUCCUUCGCUUCCUUCUCGGUUUGUCACUCCAGUCCAAUCGGCAACUCUUACGAGGUCUGUUGACACAGCAAGAUGACAAUGACCAGAGCAAAAAGGAAAUAGUUCAGUACAUCAAACAGAAAUUAGAAGCUAAUCUGUCUCCAGAGAGAUCCAUUAAUUUGUUCUACUGUCUGAAUGAACUGAAUGAUCAAACUCUGGUGAAAGAUAUUCAGACUCACCUUAGCAAAGGAAGUCUCUCAUCUUCUGACCUUUCUCCUGCUCAGUGGUCUGCUUUGGCCUUUGUGUUGUUGACAUCAGAGAAGGAGCUGGAGGAGUUUGAGCUUCAGAAAUUCAAGAAAUCAGAUGAGUGUCUUGUUAGAUUAUUAUCAGUCAUCAAAACCUCCAAAAGAGCUCUGUAA